AACUCGUCAAAAUGACUCGCCAUCCCCGAGAAAUGUAUUAAACUGUUCAGUAUUGGUCUUGGGGGAUUUGUGUGAUAUUUUCAAACUUACACACGCGACAAGUUCAGAAGGAGGAGCGUCGGGAGGCGGGUAGGAUUCCAUUCGUAUGUAUAAAGUCGAGACGAGAAAUUCAAGGAAAGGGCUCUACGGACAGGCGUUAGUGUAACCAUCCCUUUUCACCGAAAGCAACAAGUCUGUCUGGAUGUGAAUACAUAUUCUGGAAUAACAUGACUUUUUCACACCGGGUAGAGUAUUGAGAUAAAAUAAUUAGAUAUACGUUUUGCUAUUGGUUUAGUUUGGCUGUUUUGUGUCGUUUCCUAGCAUGCUUAUUUGUUCAGCUCACUCAAAAUGAGUCAAAAAAAUAACAAUGUAUGACGCGUACUGCUGAUUUUAAAUGAACGAAGACGAUGCUCGUCGAUCAUUUAGCGCUUGAAUCGGCGGACUGACUAGCUCACCAUCGUUAGUUACCUGGUGUCGCGGAGGAGCACUUCGCUUCAAAGCAGUGAAGUUGUCUUUUACAACAAUUUUUUUUUUUUCUGACCCGAAUUUUUUGGACCAAAAUACAACAUGGCAGAACACGAGAGUCUGGAGUUUGGAAAGGCUGACUUUGUUCUGCUGGACAGCGUUUCUUUGGAGGAAUUCAUGGCUAACCUAAAGCUAAGGUUUGAGAAGGGCCGUAUCUACACCUACAUCGGCGAGGUGGUGGUGUCGGUUAACCCUUACCGCGCCAUGAACAUCUACGGCCGAGACACCAUCGAGCAGUACAAGGGCCGGGAGCUGUACGAGCGACCACCACAUCUGUUCGCCAUCGCAGACGCAGCCUACAAAGCCAUGAAGAGGAGGAACAAGGACACGUGUAUUGUCAUCUCAGGGGAGAGUGGAGCCGGAAAGACGGAAGCCAGCAAAUACAUCAUGCAAUACAUCGCUGCUAUAACAAACCCCGGCCAAAGAGCUGAGGUCGAAAGGGUGAAAAACAUGCUGCUGAAAUCCAACUGCGUCCUGGAGGCCUUCGGCAACGCCAAGACCAACCGCAACGACAACUCCAGCCGCUUCGGCAAGUACAUGGACAUCAACUUCGACUUCAAGGGAGAUCCCAUCGGAGGCCACAUCAACAACUACCUGCUGGAGAAGUCCAGAGUCAUCUUCCAGCAGGAGGGGGAGAGAAGCUUCCACUCAUUCUACCAGAUGGUUAAAGGGGGUUCUGAGUCCCUCUUGCGUUCCCUCCACGUCUCGAAGGACCCCACAGCCUACAGCUACAUCAAAGUAGGAGGCCAGGUCAAGUCGUCCAUUAACGAUGGUGCUGAUUUCAAAGCAGUGGCGGACGCCAUGAAGGUGAUCGGCUUCACACCAGAUGAAAUCCAGACUGUUUACAAGGUCCUGGCCACUAUCCUGCACCUGGGGAACCUGACGUUUGGUGUGGACGGCGACACAACGCUGAUUGAGAACACCAAGGUGGUGGCGGUGAUCGGGGUCCUGCUGGCCACUAAGGAGGAGAAUGUGGAAAAGGCCCUGCUCUACCGCACCGUUGCCACCGGCCGCGACGUCAUCGACAAGCAGCACACGACCCAGGAGGCCAGUUACGGCCGGGAUGCCUUGGCCAAGGCUAUGUACGAGAGAAUGUUCUGUUGGAUCGUGGGAAGGAUCAAUGAUGUCAUCGAAGUGAAGAACUAUGACGCCAAAGUCCACGGGAAGAACACAGUCAUCGGAGUGCUGGACAUCUACGGCUUUGAGAUCUUUCAGAACAACAGCUUUGAGCAGUUCUGUAUCAACUAUUGCAAUGAGAAGCUGCAGCAGCUCUUCAUUCAGCUUGUGCUGAGGCAGGAACAGGAAGAGUACCAGCGCGAGGGAAUCCCCUGGAAACACAUUGACUACUUCAACAACCAGAUCAUUGUGGACCUGGUUGAGCUGCAACACAAGGGCAUCUUCUCUGUGCUGGAUGAGGCCUGUAUGAACGUGGGCAAAGUCACCGACGAGGUCUUCUUACAGGGGCUCAACAGCAAGCUGGCCAAGCACGCCCACUACACUAGCCGCAAGCUCUCCCCAACAGACAAGAGUUUGGAGUUUGACAGAGAUUUCCGUAUCCGGCACUAUGCAGGGGAUGUUGUGUACUCUGUGGUUGGCUUCAUCGACAAGAACAAGGACACUCUCUUCCAGGACUUCAAAAGGCUACUGUACAACAGCUCCAACCCAGUGCUGAAGAUGAUGUGGCCGGAGGGCAAGCUGAGUAUCACUGAGGUCACCAAACGACCCCUAACGGCCGCCACCCUCUUUAAGAACUCCAUGAUCGCAUUGGUGGAGAACCUGGCAUGCAAGGAGCCCUACUAUGUGCGCUGCAUCAAGCCCAACGACGUCAAGUCGCCCCUGCUGUUCGAGCACGAGCGUUGUCGCCACCAGAUCGAGUACCUGGGCCUACUGGAGAACGUCCGUGUGCGCCGCGCCGGAUUCGCCAACCGCCAGGACUACCCCCGAUUCCUCCAGAGGUACAAGAUGAUCUCGGAGUUCACGUGGCCCAAUCACGACCUCCCGUCGGACAAAGAGGCAGUGAAGAGGCUGGUGCAGGGCUGCGGCUUCGAGCACGACGUGGCCUACGGCAAGACCAAGGUGUUCGUCCGCACGCCGCGCACCCUCUUCUGCCUGGAGGAGCAGAGGGACGAAAUGGUUGGGAGAAUAGUCCUCUUCCUUCAGAAGGUAUGGCGCGGUACCAUAGCCAGGAUGCGUUACCGGCGCAUGCGAGCCGCCCUCAUCAUCCUGCGGGCCUACCAGCACUACAAGGUCAAGUCCUACAUCAAGGACGUCAACCGCAAAUUCAAGAACGUGCGCUCCAUGAAGGACCAUGGCAAGCACGUCAAGUGGCCAACGCCGCCCAAAGUCCUGCGGAGGUUUGAAGAGGCGCUGCGGAGCAUCUACAACAGGUGGUGGGCGUGGACUCUGAUCAAAGACCUGACUCCAGAGGAGAAGCUGCAGAUCAGGGCCAAGGUGGCCACCCUCGAGGCCCUCAAGGGCCAGAGACCUGACCUGGGGCUGCAAAGGACCUGGGAGGGCAACUACCUGAAGCGAGACAGUCCUGACACAGCGUCCUCCUUCACCUUGGUGUCCUGUGAGUUGCAGCGUAAGGACAAGUUCAUGAGAGUGCUCUUCUCCUGCAACGUGCGCAAGAUCAACCGUUUCCACAAGGCAGAGGACAGGGCCGUCCUCAUCACAGACCGCCACCUGUACAAGAUGGACCCCCUCAAGCAGUACAAGCCCAUGAAGAGCAUCCCCCUCUACAAUGUGACGGGGGUGAGUGUGUCCCCAGGUAAGGAUCAGCUGGUGGUGUUUCACACUAAGGACAGCAGGGACCUGGUGGUGUGUCUACAGGGCAUGGUGCCUGCCGGGGACAGCCGCAUCGGAGAGCUGGUGGGCACCCUUCUCAGCCACUUCAAAAGUGAGAAGAGGAAGCUGCAGGUGAAUAUCGCCAGUCCCAUCCAGUGCAGUAUGAAUGGCAGGAAAUGCACUGUCAUUGUGGAGCCCAAGAUCAACCAAUCGCAGCCAGACUUCACCAAAAGCCGCUCCGGUUAUAUUCUGGCAGUGCCUGGAAACUAAAAGGGCCACUCGGUCUGUGACAAGGACAAGUGACGAUGAGGUGUCAAAUGAGGAAUAUGUGAAUCAUAACUCUGUUUGUAUAGAGCUCAUUUGUGAACUAGAUGGCAUGAUAUGAUACAUGGGAGGGUUGAACUCUCAGAAUGAAAGCCAUGCCAAAUUUGUAACUUUGAAUAGAUAUUUAUUUGACGUAACUCAAUGUUUUUCAAUAGAACAUGUAAGAUGUUUAAUACAUACACAUGUUUUGAGUUAAUUAGACAGACUCACACACAUGCACAACAUUAAUUCACCAAAGAGUCGAUUUUUUCCCCUCACUUUUCAAUAUCAAGUUGAGUUCACAUUUACAACUGAGCUGUUUUGUCGGGGCGUCGAUCAUUUUAUGUUACGCUAGCUUUGGUUUAUCAUGAUUAGUAUCACAUUAUCCGGCAUUUUGUUUGAGUAGAAUAUCUUGUUCAGAAAUGUAUAUUCUCACGGCUACAGUGCCUUCAGAAAGUAUUCAGACCCCUUGACUUAUUCCACAUUAUGUUGUGUUACAGCCUGAAUUCAAAAAUGGAUUAAAUAGAUUUGUUUUCUCACCCAUCUACACAAAAUACCCCCAUAAUGAAAACAUUUGAAAUUUUAGCAAAUGUAUUGAAAGUGAAAUACAGAAAUCAAAUUUUACAUAGGUAUUCACACCCCUGAAUCAAGGCAUGUUAGAAUCACCUUUGGCAGUGAUUACAGCUGUGAGUUUUUCUGGGUAAGUCUCUAAGAGCUUUGCACACCUGGAUUGUACAACAUUUGCACAUUAUUCUUUCAAAAGUUCUUCAAGCUCUGUCAAGUUGGUUGUUUAUCAUUGCUAGACAGGCAUUUUCAAGACUUGCCAUAGAUUGUAAAGCUGAUUUAAGUCAAAACUGUAACUACGCAACUCCAGUGAAUAUUUGGCCUUGUGUUUUAGGUUAUUGUCCUCCUGAAAGGUGAAUUUGUCUCCAAGUGUCUGUUGAAAAGCAGACUGAACCAGCUUUUCUUCUAGGAUUUUGCCUGUGCUUAGCUCUAUUCUGUUUAUUUUUGCCCUAAAUAAACGUCCUAUUCCUUGUCAACGACAAGCAUACCCAUAACAGGAUGCAGCCACCACCAUGCUUGAAAAAAAUGGUACUCAGUGAUGAGUUGGAUUUGCGCGAAUAAUAAUGCUUUGUAUUCAGGACAUAGUUUUUCUUUGCCACAUUUUUUGCUGUUUUAAGAUAGUGCCUUAUUGCAAACAGGAUGCAUGUUUUAGAAUAUUUUUAAUCUGUACAGGCUUCCUUCUUUUCACUCUGUCAUUUAGGUUAGUAUUGUGGAGUAACUACAAUGUUGUAUCACUGCCAUUAAACUGUUUUAAAGUCACCAUUGGCCUCAUGGUGAAAUCCCCUAGCGGUGUCCUUCCUCUCCGGCAACUGAGUUAGGGUUAGGAAGGACGCCUGUAUCUUUCUAGUGACUGGGUGUAUUGAUAAACCAUCCAAAGUGUAAUUAAUAACUUCACCAUGCUCAAAGGGAUAUUCAAUGUCAACAUUGUUAUUACACACAGAAUGUGUCCAUGCAACUUAUUAUGUGAUUUGUUAAGCACAUCAUUUUUACCCCUAAACUUAUUUAGGCUUGCCAUUACAAAGGGGUUGAAUACUUAUUGACUUGAGACAUUUCAGUUUUUCAUUUUUUAUUCAAGUGUAUUUUGUUUUUGUAAAAACAUCAUUCUAAUUUGACAUAAUGGGGUAUUGUGUGUAGGUCACUGACACAAAAUCUAAAUGUAAUCCAUUUUAAAUUCAGGCUGUACCACAACAAAAUGUGGAAAAGUCUAGGGGUGUGAAAGCACUGUAUGUUUUCAUUAUUUAUUUGUAUCUAAAAUGGAUAUUUGAUGGAAAGAUGUUUAACACAACCGUUGUUUUAGACUACAGAUAGACCACAGCCAGUCCGACACACACACAUUUUCCAUUCCUUCUGUAUUUCGGAACAAGAAUGGGAGAGAAUGUUGUCCUAUGUACUUUAAUGACGGAACAGUGUCAGAGGCACAGAUGAGAAGUGUGUCGUUCUUAAGUUAGUUUGUCACCGGGUGUUUAGUGGGAUGUGUUGAACAUAUCCUGAACCUAAAUGCUCUGAGAGGAGCAUUAAAAUAAAUAUUUUAACCUCUUAUUUCUAUGCAUAUACUGUACAGAUGUAGCAUCAUGUUAUGGGUAUGCUUGUCACUGGCAGGGACUGGGGAGUUUGUCAGGAUGAAAAUAAAUAUGAAAGAAGCAAAGCCCAGAUAAAAAGUUAGAGGAAACCCUGCCUCGUUCUUCUGAAUACCUAACCCUGGGAUCAUUUUAUUUUUCAGCGGGACAAUUGCACAAAUGUUAAUGCCAAAGACACACCAGAAUGGCCUUCCAAUAGGUGUUGAGUGUUCCUGAAUGAUCCAGUCUGUCAUGACUUAUAUCGGCUUGAAAAUAAGAGACUAGGCUGACAAAAACAAUGGAUAUAUGUUGCCCUAAGAGUUGUGUGAUGUUGAUAGAAUCUUAUUCCAAAUGUUUUACAGCUGUAAUGGCUGCCAAAGGUUAUUACACAAAGGAUUAACUCUCCGGUGUGAAGAUAUACGCAAUCAAGACAUCUUUGUGUUUUAUAUUUUAUUUAUUCAGACGAUUUUCUGUCAUUUUCUUUGACUUUGGAAAUGUGCAGUUGGUUGUGUAAAUCAGUAGUAAAAAAACAUUUAAUUAAUUGUUUUAUUUCAUUUUAUGGCAGCAAAAUGUGAAGACUGUGCAAGGGGUUUGUAGGCUUUCACUAGGGACUGUAUCUCUCUGUCAGUUGGCAUUAUUUUCAGUUAAAAAUCUCCAAUCAGUUUCAGAAUUGCUGCCGAGUGCUAAUUGCUUUGCAAAUUGGCCAGGAAAAUCGGUACAUAAUUAGGUAAAUAGCGUGUCUCUCAUCUCAACUAAAGAAAUCUUCCUUUACCUUGCAGCAAUGGCGUAUGAUGACCUUGUUCUGUUGCUUGAUAAGGCAUUUUAGACCAGAAAAUGGCUGCAACCUGCUGGAAAAUGUCCCUCUAUUGGGGGAAAGUUGUAGGCUAUGUAUUGUGGAUAGUAUCUCUAAUGGCAGGUGUUUUAAUAUGUGGUUAGUCCUCAGGGCUGCCUGUAAAACUUGCUUAUUAUAACUCGCCUCCAUAUCCUCUGACUGCCUGUGACUGUCUGUCACAUCCAACCGAAAUAGGUUUCUCUCUCUCCUGUCUCCCGACAUGCCUGUUCUAGUAAGGAAGGAUACUUUAAUCUGAGAACAAAAGCCCGGCUUGGCUGCCUCCUCUCCUCCCCUCUAUUCUCUCCCCUCUCUCUAUCGCUCUAUCUCCUCCUUCACUCCAUCACAUCUCUUGGCACUGGCCAGGUGGGUAGACUGACACUGCAGGGCCAAUGAGGAGUUUAUUCUGAACCCCCCCUGUUCCCCGGAGGAGAGAGAGCGGGAGGGAGAAAGGGAGAGAGCGCAUCAAUGAAGACAGAGAGCUAGAUGAGAUGCCCACUUUCCUCACUACUACAUAAAUAAGACCGGUGCAAACGCGUGAUCAUUUAGCUGAGUAAGGAUUCUAAUGGUUCACUGUCACUCAGGGAUGCAGCAUGGAGACUGUUAAUAUGCUGAGUCGUCUACUGUACAUUCAGUACACAUGGAUAAAAAGUAGUCAGGUGAAAAUGGUUUACCUGUGCCAUCAAUUCUUUCAGCUUUACCCUUCAGUUUGUGAUCCGUGUCUAGAAGGUGUUGUGCCCGGCGAAUCCUUGUCCCUCCUUGGUUUGUGUUGGGCUUGACUUUUCUUAUCCAAAGCUUAACCUACAGUACGGUAAAUCCCCUUGAUUGUUUGUUUUUUUGCUAGCCAGAUAGCACUCUAGUGCCUUCAGAAAGGGAACCCAGUCUAUAACAUUUCAUUGAGUUUCUUCUCUCUUCUGUUGGUAACCAUUUUGAUUACAAUUGUAAGAUGUGUACCCGAUUCUCAGCAAUUGUUUUCAUUUUAGUGCAAAGAUAUCUGCAUAUUGAGAAUUGGGGAAGGUUGACAACAUGUUGGAACAUUGUUGUAAUCUAGGGGGCGGUAAUGUUCAGAGUUUCUGUAAUGAGUAUAUAUAUAUAUAUUCUAAUUUCCUUCAAUAUAUUCAAUACACCAUAUAUAUAUAUAUAGAUGAAUAUAUUGCCUAAUUUAAUAUUUUGUGUAUUUAUGUAAUAUCUAUCUAUCUCAUAUAUAUAUAUUGAUAAUGAAUGAGAGAGUGUUUGGACCAAAUCUGAAGGGUUAGGGUUAAAUAUACAAGAACCCACAGUGAUUGUUAUUUGAUUGAAUCAUUUAAUUAAUAAACGUAUUUGUUCCAGUGGAA
Salvelinus fontinalis (brook trout) is the source of this 7937-nucleotide messenger RNA. Its product is annotated as unconventional myosin-Id. Gene Ontology annotation, molecular function: actin filament binding; ATP binding; microfilament motor activity. The transcript is spliced from 22 exons. Gene Ontology annotation, biological process: actin filament organization; vesicle transport along actin filament. Lineage: Eukaryota; Metazoa; Chordata; Actinopteri; Salmoniformes; Salmonidae. Bases 607 to 3621 code for a protein of 1004 amino acids. The record is from RefSeq and is a predicted model, not a curated record. Gene Ontology annotation, cellular component: cytoplasm; vesicle; myosin complex.